Messenger RNA from Adineta steineri, 3010 nucleotides. The record is from the annotation of a GenBank genome assembly. NCBI's taxonomy places the organism in Eukaryota, Metazoa, Rotifera, Eurotatoria, Adinetida, Adinetidae.
AUGACAAGAGAUCUUUUUAAGAAGAUAAAAUACCUUCGUGGUCAAUUUAUACCAAAAAAUGGCUCAUUAACAGAUUCAAAUGGUAAACACUUAACAAAUGGUCAUGAAAUCAAGAACAAAUGGCAACAAUACACCGAAGAACUUUACAAGAAAGAAAUCAAUGGAACAAACAAUUUGGUACUCGACGAUUAUGAACCGGAAUCUGAUAUUUUGGAAAGCGAAGUCAGAUUCGCACUAGAAACAUUAGCAAAUGGUAAAGCACCUGGACAUAAUGGAAUUUCAAUUGAAUGUUUUAAAACAAUUAAAGAAGACACAGUUAAAGUAUUAACAAAAUUAUGCCAACAAAUAUGGAAAACAAACAAAUGGCCUCAAGAUUGGAAAACAUCGAUAUUCAUUCCCAUACCGAAGAAGGGAAAUGCCAAAGAUUGCUCAAAUUACCGAACAAUCGCUCUCAUCUCACAUGCCAGCAAGAUUAUGUUGAAGAUUAUACAACGGCGAUUGGAACCUUUUCUCGAACGAGAAAUGCCAGUUACACAAGCAGGAUUCAGAAAAGGAAGGGGAACACGUGACCAAAUAGCAAAUCUACGGUGGGUGAUGGAAAAAGCUCGAGAAUACCAAAAGGAGUUUUACUUAUGUUUUAUCGACUAUAGUAAAGCUUUCGAUUGUGUAGAUCACGAGAAACUCUGGUGUGUACUAAUGGAAAUGGGUGUGCCAAAACAUUUGAUUAUCCUUAUGAAGAACUUAUAUACCCAUCAACAAGCAUCAGUGAAAACGGAAUAUGAAAAUACCAACUGGUUCAACAUUGGAAAAGGUGUACGACAAGGCUGCAUAUUAUCGCCAUACUUAUUCAAUUUAUAUGCGGAGUAUACAAUGAGAAAAGCUGGCACAGAUAAAGCAGCAGGUGGAAUAAAAAUCGGUGGACGUAACAUCAACAAUCUACGGUAUGCGGAUGACACCACACUACUGGCUGAAAUUGCUGACGAUCUGAAAUGCCUUCUACAGAAGGUAAAAGAGGAAAGUGCAGCUGCGGGACUAAAGCUCAAUAUGAAAAAGACGUGCGUGAUGACAAAUGGACCAAUUCAAGAAUUUCACAUCGACAAUGAUCAAGUGGAAAUAGUCAAAGAAUUCAUCUUCUUGGGUUCUAAUAUAACCACCGAUGGCAACUGCAGUAAUGAAAUAAAAAGAAGACUUCUUAUGGGUAGAAGAGCAAUGGUUAGUCUGGACAAACUCAUCAAAAGCAAAGACAUCAACAUGGCCACAAAAAUUAGAAUAAUCAAAACGAUGGUGUUUCCAAUAACAACAUAUGGGUGUGGAAGCUGGACAACAAAAGAAGCAGAUCGGAGGAAAAUCGAUGCCUUCGAACUAUGGUGCUGGAGAAGAUUACUUCGUGUUCCAUGGACGGCAAAAAGAACCAACAAAUCUGUUUUACAAGAAAUAAAACCCGAAUCGUCACUGGAAGCUUCAAUGGUGAAGUUAAAAUUUUCAUAUUUUGGACAUAUAAUGCGACGACAAGAUUCGUUGGAAAAAGAAAUAAUGCUUGGCAUGGUCGGUGGUAAACGGCGCAGAGGAAGGCAAAAGAAAAGAUGAAUUGACACAAUAAAAGAAGACACACAUUUAACAUUAACUCAACUCAACACAAUGGUACAUAACAGAAACAUGUGGAGAAAUCUGACUCAUCGGAUCGCCAAGAGUCGGACUCGACUGAAUGGAUAAAACAACAACAAAAUCUGUUUGACAUGUAUUCAUAAAACAAAAGUAUUAUAAAAUAUUGGAAAUGCUAUGCAUUAAUUAAAUAUUUAACUAAGAUGAAUAUUAUUAAUUCUUACAUCUAUGAAAAAUUACAUAUUAUUUGACUAUCAUAAAGCCGGCGACACAUUAGAAGACCCCCCCCCCUUUAAAUAAAUGAUGUAAAAAACAUAUUAGAAGAUCCCCUCCAAUGGCUGAUUUUUCAGUUUAUCUAUUCUGUUAGUACUCGCUAUUUCUUUACAUAUGUUUCUUAACUACGCUUCACAAGUAUAUUUUUUGUGUUCUUUCUUGAUGUUCAAAGUUGUCUGUCAUUGAACAGCACAGAAUUUAAUUAAUAGACAUAUAUGUGGCACGCGAAUAACAAUGUAAGCUUUGCUUAGAAAAACAAAAAGAAAUUAGAAGUUCAACAUUGGAAACUUGACAUACACAACUUAGCUUGAAGGACAUGACAUGUGGGUAAAAUAGUUUUUUUUUCAUUUCGAUUGUAUGAAAUUAUAUUACUUUAUGGACGAUUUCUUUUAUCCUGUGAAAAAUACUCCUAUGUUUAAAUGUUAACUAAUCAUAUUUUAUGUGACUUUGCACAUUUAAUAAAUAAAAUGCUAGUUUCAUGAAAUGUUCUUUUAUUAUAGUAUUGACUUUAAUUGACUAUAAUACUGUCAAAAAGUUUAAUAAUCCUUUAAAAACAGUAUAGAGACCGUUAAAAAAACUAUAAAAAAACAUAUAGUUGAGAGUAGCAAGAAAAUAUAUUCUUUUUUUAGGGACAUAAUAGAAGACCUCCCUUGAAAUUUGUAAACGCUACGUCAGAUUAGAAGACCCGAGGUCUUCUAAUGCGAUCCCGGCUUUAAUCAAAUUAUAAUUAUCAAUGUACUUUAUUUCUGUUUCAUUUUUAGAUCAAGAAUUCUGUAUAAAAAGUAGGGGUAUUACUUUAUCUAUAUUUACUUUAUAAUAAAGAAUGACGAUAAUUGUUAUUUUAAAAUAAAGGUAAAGAAAUAAAGUAAAUCGUUAUCUUUAUAAAAUAAAUAUAAAGAACAAAGAUUUUUUUUCUAUCGAAACGUACUUUUUUAUUCUCUUAGAGUAGCUUACAAAAAUUAUGAUACUAUAUAGUUAACUAUGAUAUAAAAUAGCAUUUUUCGUAUAUAUCGUUUCUUGUGUGGUCCUUUUUUUUGAUGAUAAGAAAGAGCAUUAAUAAAUGUAUUCUAUUGUUAUACACGGUAUUUGCAUAUGUAGUUACUGCAUGAAAAAAUAUAUCUUAAUUCUUUAUCUU